AUGGAAGGACAAGUAUGCCCAGAGAAGAUUUGGACAGACAUUGGAGUCACGUUCACAAUGGGCAGCACACUGUCUACACUGGCCAAUACAUUUAAAGGUGUGAGGAAUGCACCAAGAGGAGAGAAGGCAAUGGGAGCAUUCUCACUGAUCAGAAAGAACGCACCAAAGAUGGGCGGUGCGUUCGCCGUCUGGGGCACACU
This is a messenger RNA of Acytostelium subglobosum LB1, 200 nucleotides long. RefSeq lists its product as hypothetical. The record is from RefSeq and is a predicted model, not a curated record. Gene Ontology annotation, cellular component: TIM23 mitochondrial import inner membrane translocase complex; mitochondrial inner membrane. Lineage: Eukaryota; Evosea; Eumycetozoa; Acytosteliales; Acytosteliaceae. Gene Ontology annotation, molecular function: transmembrane protein transporter activity. The transcript has a single exon. The annotation marks the transcript as partial. Gene Ontology annotation, biological process: protein import into mitochondrial matrix.